CCCCACCGCUUUGGAAGGUGGGGCUGGGGAGAGCGGUUGAGGUAAAGCCACCUCCUCCGCCAGGAGUGCUCGAACCCGCGCGAGGCUCUAGUCGGCGUCCGGGAGCUGUGCGGCGGGAGCGGCGCGCUCGAGUUCUGAGCAUUUUCCGCGACUGAGCAGGGCUAUGAGUUCUUUAAAUGAAUAUGGUUCCAGUUCCUGGGGACUCGCAAUCACAGUUGAACAUCACAAUGGAGAAAAACAAAAAGAGGUUCCCCUUCAGGUAUCAGGCGAGCUUCAUGUCGGAGGGUUGAUGCUCAGACUUGUGGAACAAAUUGGGAUAUCCCAAGAUUGGUCAGACUAUGCCCUUUGGUGGGAGCAAAAGAAAUACUGGCUUCUGAAAACUCAUUGGACUCUAGAUAAAUAUGGAGUGCAAGCAGAUGCCAUACUCUUGUUUGCCCCUCAGCACAAAAAUCUGCGCCUUCGUUUACCAAGCAUGAAGAUUGUGAGGCUGAACGUUAGCUUCUCUUCUGUGGUAUUCAGGGUUGUUGGGGACAUCUGCAAGAGCCUUGGUAUUAGACGAUCAGAAGAACUGUCUCUGCUGAAGCCAACCAAUGAGAUAAAAAAGAAAAAGAGGAAGGACAAAGAGAAGGACAAGGACAAAGAACCCGUCGUAGAAGAUAUUUUAAACCUGCACAAUUCUCCAGUGAGUUUGGGAUUGCCAGCCAGUCCUGGCUUAUAUAGCAAGACAAUGACCCCGACUUAUGAUCCCAUUACUGGUUCACCUGUCGCUUCCACCGUUGCGUGGUUCAGUGACAGCCCACUGGCACAACAAAGCUGGAGCACCCUUGCUUUUAGCCAUCCUAACUGUGCACCAGAGACACUUGCCAAAAUGUAUCAGCCUCGAACAUUGGUCGACAAAGCCAAACUGAAUGCUGGAUGGUUAGAUUCAUCUCGAUCACUCAUGGAACAAGAUAUCCAGGAGGACGAUGAACUUCUACUCCGUUUUAAAUAUUAUGAUUUCUUUGAUUUGAAUGCAAAAUAUGAUGCAGUACGGAUUCAUCAGCUAUAUGAGCAAGCCCGCUGGGCUAUUCUGCUGGAAGAAAUAGACUGCACCGAAGAAGAAACCUUCAUUUUUGCUGCAUUGCAGUACCAUAUCAGCAAGAUGACCUUAUCAUCAGGAUCCAAAGACUUCACGGUUGAGAGUGAAACCGACGAAGUGGAAGCAGCACUUUCCAAUCUGGAAAUAACACUAGAAGGCGGAAGAUCAGAGAGCCUAUUGGAGGAUAUCACAGACAUUCCAAGGCUCGCUGAUAACCUCAAACUAUUUAGAUCGAAAAAGCUGGUACUGAAAGCCUUCAAGCAAUAUUGGUUUGUCUUUAAAGACACAUCCGUGUCUUACUUUAAAAACAAAGAAGCUGAACAUGGGGAACCUAUCGAGAAGCUUAACUUAAGAGGAUGUGAAAUUGUCCCAGAUGUAAGUGUGUCAGGGAAAAAAUAUGGGAUUAAAUUACUCAUCCCGGUUGCCGAUGGAAUGAAUGAAAUACAUUUGAGGUGUAAUGAUGAAGAGCAGUAUGCCAGAUGGAUGGCUGCUUGUGCGUUGGCUUCCAAAGGAAAAACAAUGGCAGACAGUUCUUACCAAUCCGAGGUGCAUAACAUCCUAUCGCUCCUGAAAAUGAAAAGCAUAACAGCUGCACCCCAAGAAGUUUCAGAUGUAGAAAGCAUGGACGUGAAACCAGAAUGCUUCAUCUCACCACGAUACGCUAAGAAAUAUAAGUCUAAGCAGUUAGCUGCUCGCAUUCUAGAAGCACACCACAACAUCAUUCACCUGCCUCUUAUGGAAGCCAAACUGAGGUUUAUCCAGGCAUGGCAAUCACUUCCAGAAUUCGGCUUAUCCUAUUAUGUUGUAAGAUUUAAAGGAAGCAAAAAGGAUGAUCUUUUGGGGAUUUCUUACAACAGGCUGAUUAGGAUAGAUACAGCUACUGGAGACCCAAUUACAACCUGGAGGUAUUCAAAUAUGAAACAAUGGAACGUGAACUGGGAGAUACGGCAGGUUGCCAUUGAGUUCGAUCAGAAUGUCUCUAUCGCAUUUGCUUGCCUAAGUGCAAAUUGCAAAGUGGUUCAUGAAUACAUUGGCGGCUAUAUAUUCCUGUCAACCCGUUCCAAAGACCAGAAUGAGACGUUGGAUGAAGACUUGUUCCAUAAAUUAACCGGUGGAAGGGAAUGAAAGGAAACUAGCAGCUUUUCCUGGACUGAAUAGAAGGGCCAGAGGUGAUGGUGCUCGCUUAGAUGGCUCCUUGGUACCUCUUGCCUGAUUCUUUUGAUAAAAAUUGAUAAAGAGGAAGCAGGGAUACUGCGAAGCGAAGCAUCAGCCUUUGGCAUCAAGAUGGAGGACUUUUCACAUUCUGAUCAAAAAUCAAUGUUCUGCUAUUGUCUUCUCUUCCAUGACCAUUGGAGGUGGGGGGGCAUGAUGGUGGAAAGAGACAGAAUUAUAAGUGGAAGAUUGUCAGAUGGAGCCUUCACAAAAUUCCACGAAUCAGGUAACUCAUUGGAUGAUAGAAGUCUCUUCUGAAAAUAUUCUAGCUUUUUUUUUUUUGUCCAUGAAACCCAAAAGGAAAGCUUCUGGUUUCAAUUUUAUAUUUAUUUUAAGAAUCUCCUGAAUUAAAGUAAAAGGUAUUUCUUUUAAAAAAUGAAAACAUUCUAGCGUGCCAAUUUGUCAAACUUUGGAGCGCAGUCCAAUUCCCACUUACUGCUUCCUUUUGCACACUGAGUCACUGUCCUCUAUAGCUUUCCGGUCAGUGGAAUUCAUUGUUCUAAAGAGAGCUCAGCCAGUCUUUGUGCAACACAAAUAAUGUAUUUAUAGGAAGUAUAUUCUCUUGGAAAUAAUGUUUAUCCUUUGCGCUAGUCUGGAGCAUUGGAGAAGAAAAACUAACCCAAACUCAAAGCAUGCCCUGCUUUCAAAAGAGCUUGUGGAAAUAGAAUGUCUUUGGAAGUUUAUUCUUAGAGAUAUUCUUGAGUCAACUUGUUUCACAGUGUGUUGUAGACUUUUAUUGGUGUUAAUAGAUUGUCUUUGACAAACUUCCUGGAAAGACUCCUGCUCUCAAAAGGUUUUUGUCAAUAUUAAAUUACUGAUAAGUAUUUUGACAAAAACAUGGAACAAUGUUUUCCUCUCUGUUCUUCCUGGCUCGUUUUUCACUGGUGGUUACAGUGGAGCAGAGAAGAAGCAAGAAUUGUCCAUAUCUGCAAAAAAGGGAGGAAGGCGUUUUUUGGUAUUUUCUUUCUAACCCUUAAAAUCUUAAAUACAUAACACUGGCCUCUAAUGGAUGGAUUCCAAUUCCAUUGCAUAUGUGGCUAGAGCUUAUGGUAGUUGCUUGAGAGGUAUAACAAUAGCCCUCUCUAAGUGGUUUACAGAGUCAGCCUAUGGUCCCCAACAAUCUGGGUCCUCAUUCUACCCACCUCGGAAGAAUGGAAAGCUGAGUCAACCUUCAGCUUGAUGAGAUUCGAACUGCCAAAUUGCAGUCAGCUGGCAGUCAGCAAAGUAGCCUGUAGUACUACACUCUAACCACUGGGCCAGAUUCCUCAUCCGUGUUAUCCUUGAACGGAGCCAUUUUUCCUAUGCCUGUGACCUUUUUUUGAUUAAAUUAGUAUCUAAAUAAUUAUGCAUUCAGUUUCAUUAUUUUUCCUAUUAUUAUUUGCCCCUACAUAAUUAUAGUUUAAAAUAAUGUUAUUAUAGGUACUACGAUACAAUGUUUUAUAGAUGUACCACUAUGCCUUAUAACUGUCAUUUCAUGGGAAAAGAUGACAAGACAGCAAAAAUGAAAGAUGAAUAUACUAUAUAUUAGCAUUGUAAUUUUUAAUAAUCAGUUUGGUCUGGUAGUUAAGGCACCAGGCUGCAAAUAAGGAGACUGUGAGUUCUAGUGCCGCCUAAUGGAUGACCUUGGGCCAGUCUCUCUCUCUGAGACCUGGGAAGUAAGCAAUGGCAAACCACUUCUGAAAUCUUGCCAAGAAGACUGUAGAGCUUGUCCAUACAGUUGCAACCAAAAAUGUUUUGAUAAGUUUUUCAAGGGUCAAUUUACACAGAUUUAAAUUUUCUUCUUUGUGCCUGAUUAAGUCAACGUGGGAGAGGCAUGCAUAACAAGGUGAAUGGAUCUCAUGAUGCAAAAAUAAAGGGUGAGUGAGUGAGUGUAAAUUUGUAGAAUGAAAAAUCAAUUUGCUUAUUUUCAGCAUCAUAAGUCUGCCUUGCUGUAAAUUGGAUUUCUUGAUGAUUGGCUUUGUACACUAUAGCAGCCAUUUUGUAAAUAUUUUGGAAGGAGAUUUUUCAAAAUUCUAAAUGUAUCAUCUGCUGCAAAGAUAAUCCAGUUCAUUUUAAUCAAAAAGGCUUUUAUUUUGUUCCCACUGUGUAACAUUUUUGUCCUUUUUUAAAUUGUCACUUAUUUUUUACUAUAAAAUGCUUCAGCAGUUUCUGAAUUGUGCAGGUUUUGUAAAAUAAUGAUUAAAAUUAGCUUUAUUAAGGUUUUGCUAUGUUUUAGCUGCAAUCAUUUAAAAUAAAUUCUAAAAUGUUUUUAAACUG
Ahaetulla prasina is the source of this 4546-nucleotide messenger RNA. It is a transcript of the gene FERMT1, whose product is annotated as FERM domain containing kindlin 1. Gene Ontology annotation, cellular component: focal adhesion. Gene Ontology annotation, molecular function: integrin binding. Bases 164 to 2203 code for a protein of 679 amino acids. Gene Ontology annotation, biological process: integrin-mediated signaling pathway; cell-matrix adhesion. The record is from RefSeq and is a predicted model, not a curated record. The transcript is spliced from 15 exons. NCBI's taxonomy places the organism in Eukaryota, Metazoa, Chordata, Lepidosauria, Squamata, Colubridae.